AUGCCUUUGGUGCUAUUCGAGCUUGAUCUUGACGACCACGAGAAGAACGGACAAGAUCCACCGGCAAAGUUGCGUGCGCAUCAUGUCGAUCCUAUGGAGGUCUAUAAACAACUGUACCCGGACCAACAACCCAAAGUCAGCUUUGCUCGCAGCCCAGCAGAUGUGGUACUACCGCCGAACGCGCGGUUAGCCGUUCUGAGUCCCGUAGACUGUCUGGCACAUCUGCCGCAUGCCGUCCAUCCUGAGGCUCACUAUAACUUGCUAUCAAAAAGAGGCCUAGCGUACUCUGGUCUGCCAACCCCGGUGUCUGUUGUGAUCGACAGCCAUCUACUCCCUUCUCAAGUGCACGAUUCAUGUCUCGUCGAGACCGAAAUUCAACGUAUGCUGCGUACAGUCCACGAAAAGGAUCUCCCCUUCAUUGUGAAGGUCCCACAAUCAAUCUCUGCCCAGGGAACUUUUAUUCUGCGUACCGAACCCGAUCGACAGGAUGCCAUAGCAGUACUCCGGAAGGAGCUACGCGAGAUGAUCCAAGAAGUGCACCCAACAAAUCAACAUGUUUCCCCGUGUAGCCUGAUUAUCCAGGACUUUCUGGAAGGGGAGACAAUGGCCUUAUUGUUUGUGACGUGUAAAGGUCGCGAGAUCUUCAUCGGCUAUACCAAACAGCUUUUCAACGACAGUGGUCUUUGGUUCCUGUUCAGCAAGGGCUACUACGGCACAGCAGGCGUAGACUUCAUGAUUGGGCCAGAUGGACGUUUCCUCAUUCUCGACAUGAACAUCCGCGUCACGGGAACCUAUCACCUAGGAUGUCUUCGAGGCCACUUCAUGCAACGGGGCCUUUCAGAAGCAACUAUGCUCUAUCCACUUUACCUUGGAUGCUCGAGGGAUGAGUUCCGGGAUUUUUCCGAAACGAAUUCGAAGAUGGGAGCAUGA
Aspergillus bombycis is the source of this 930-nucleotide messenger RNA. RefSeq lists its product as uncharacterized. Lineage: Eukaryota; Fungi; Ascomycota; Eurotiomycetes; Eurotiales; Aspergillaceae. The record is from RefSeq and is a predicted model, not a curated record. Bases 1 to 930 code for a protein of 309 amino acids. The transcript is spliced from 2 exons.